Messenger RNA from Lemur catta (Ring-tailed lemur), 5847 nucleotides. It is a transcript of the gene FMN2, whose product is annotated as formin 2. The record is from RefSeq and is a predicted model, not a curated record. NCBI's taxonomy places the organism in Eukaryota, Metazoa, Chordata, Mammalia, Primates, Lemuridae. Gene Ontology annotation, biological process: intracellular transport. Gene Ontology annotation, cellular component: nucleus; endoplasmic reticulum membrane; cytoplasm.
AUGGGGAACCAGGAUGGGAAGCUGAAGAGGAGCGCAGGUGAUGCCCUGCACGAAGGCGGCGGCGCCGAGGAUGCUCUGGGGCCCAGGGAUGUGGAAGCCACAAAGAAGGGGAGCGGGGGCAAGAAGGCGCUGGGCAAGCUCGGCAAGGGGACAGGGGGCGGCGGCGGCGGGGAGCCCGGCAAGAAGAAGAGCAAGUCGGACUCCAGAGCCUCCGUGUUUUCCAACCUGCGGAUCAGGAAGAACCUGUCCAAGGGGAAGGGCGCUGGGGGGUCCCGCGAGGAUGUGCUGGACGCCCAGGCCCUGCAGACCGGGGAGCUGGACAGCGCUCACUCCCUGCUCGCCAAGACCCCGGACCUCAGCCUCUCGGCGGACGAGACGGGCCUGUCGGAUACCGAGUGUGCGGACCCUUUUGAGGUGACCCGGGCGGGGGGUCCUGGGCCUGCCGAGGCUGGGGUCGGCGGCCGGGCGAUCGCCGGGGAUUUGGAAAGUGCAGCGGGGGCGCAGGAUGGACAAAGGACCAGUUCGGGUUCGGACACGGACAUCUACAGCUUUCACUCUGCCACGGAGCAGGAGGAUUUGCUCUCAGACAUCCAGCAGGCGAUCCGCCUGCAGCAGCAGCAGCAGCAGCUGCUCCUCCUGGGCUCCGAGGAGCCUGCAGCGCCCCCCACCGCCACCUCCCCUCAGCCCGGGGCCUUCCUGGGCCUGGACCGGUUCCUGCGGGGCCCGAGCGGCGGGGCAGCGGAAGCCCCGGGCAGCGUGGACCCAGAGCAGGCGCUGUCCGCGCUCUCCGAUCUGCCCGAGAGCCGGGUCGCCGAGCCCCCGGUGCCAGAGCGGCCGCGAUCCCCGGGCGGCCUCCUGCCCUGCGAGGCGCCCGGCCUCCCGGGGGCCCAGCCGGCGGCCGAAGACUCGCCCUCGUCCACGGCCUUCGCGUUUCCCGAGGCCGGGCCGGGGCCGAGCGCGGCCGGAGCUCCCGCGCCAAGGGCUGGGGACACGGAUGAGGAGGGCGAGGAGGAUGCUUUCGAGGAUGCCCCCAGGGGCUCUCCGGGGGAGGAGUGGGGCCCGGAGGUGGGAGGGGAGGCCCCGCAGAGGCUGCAGGGGGGCGAGCCGGAGGAGGGGGCGCCGGGGCCCGGCACCCCCACUGCCGCCUCCCUGCCCGGCAGCCCCGCGCCCAGCCCGCGCUGUUUCAAGCCCUACCCGCUCAUCACCCCCUGCUACAUCAAGACCACCACUCGGCAGCUCAGCUCGCCCAAUCACUCCCCGUCCCAGUCCCCCAGCCAGAGCCCCAGGGUCAAGAGGCGGCUGGAGUCCUCCCUGAGUCGGGGACCCAGAACCGCCCUGGCCGCCGCAGCCGCCUCCCCGGGCCUCGCGGGCGGCCUGAGCCGCUCUGCGGACUGGACGGAGGAGCUGGGCGCUUCCCCGCCGCGGCCGGGCGGCUCCGCGCACCUGCUGCCGUGCCGAGGGGCCGGGGAAGGCAGCGGCGGUGGGGUGUCCCCCGCACCGGCCGCCACCAAGGCGUCCGGGGCGCCCGCGGCCGCAGAUGGUUUCCAGAACGUGUUCACAGGGCGAACGCUGCUGGAGAAGCUGUUCAGCCAGCAGGAGAACGGGCCGCCGGAAGAAGCAGAGAAGUUUUGCUCGCGGAUCAUUGCCAUGGGGCUGCUGCUGCCCUUUAGCGACUGCUUCAGGGAACCGUGUCAUCAGAAUGCCCAGUCGAGCUCAGCUCCGUUCGACCAAGAUCAACUUUACACCUGGGCCGCAGUUAGUCAACCCACACACUCGCUGGAUUACUCGGAAGGGCAGUUUCCCCGGCGGGUUCCGUCUGUGUGGACGCCAUCAAAACCUCCCGAAGAAGAACACAGACCUAUGGAAACGGAAUCUCAAUCUGCUAUUUUGGAAACUCCAAAAAAAGGUUCAGAUGCCAUCCAGCAGGAAGUUUCUGACAUGAAGAAUGAGGGGCAGGCGACAGUAAUUCAGCAGCUGGAGCAGACCAUCGAGGACCUGAGGACCAAAAUAGCGGAACUAGAGAAGCAGUACCCUGCCGUGGACACGGAGGUGGCCGGUGGCCAGCGAGGCCUUGAGGACGGAGUGGCACCUCCGGAAGAUGUCUGUUUGGAAGCGCUCAGGUUAGGAGAAAAUGGUGUUCGGCAUCAGAGGAUCUUGCAGGCGAAGUCGAUACAGACCUCCCCGACGGAGGAGGGCGGGAUACCGAGGCCGCCGUCGGGGACAGCCCCGUGCCCACCGGCGACAGACAGCGGAGCGGCGGCCCUUCCCUCCUCGCCGUCGGGGCCUCAGGCGAAGUUCUGCUCGGAGAUCUCUCUGAUCGUGUCUCCACGGAGAAUAUCCGUCCAGCUCGACGCCCAGCAGUCCGUACCGGGCAUGUCGCAGCCUCCACCGCCUCCACCCCUUCCGUCGUCUGAUGGCCAAGGACAGCCUGGGGCACGGCCGUCCCCUCCGCCUCUCUGUACUGAGUUGGAGACCAGCCAUGAACACUCUGGUUUCUCCUCCCUGGGAAACAGCUAUGACAUCCCGUCCCCACCACCGCUGCCUUGCACAGAGUCCCCCAGCUCCAGGCCCGGCCCGGGCGUGGUGACACCCCCGUCUGCCCCUCCCCCUGGCGUGACAGUGCCUGCGCUACCCGGUGCAGCCAUCCCCCCACCUCCCCCUCUGCCGGGUACAGACAUGCUGCCACCCCCUCCUCCCCCACUCCCCGGAGUGGGGAUACCCCCUCCUCCCCCACUCCCUGGAGUGGGGAUACCCCCUCCUCCCCCUCUCCCCGGAGUGGGGAUACCCCCUCCUCCCCCUCUCCCUGGAGUGGGGAUACCCCCUCCUCCCCCUCUCCCCGGAGUGGGGAUACCCCCACCUCCCCCUCUACCAGGAGUGGGAAUACCCCCUGCCCCACCUCUUCCCGGUACAGGAAUACCCCCUCCCCCUCCUCUUCCCAGUGUGGGGAUACCCCCUCCUCCCCCUCUAUCCGGAGUGGGAAUACCCCCUGCCCCACCUCUUCCUGGAGUGGGAAUACCCCCUGCUCCACCUCUUCCUGGAGUGGGAAUACCCCCUGCUCCCCCUCUUCCUGGAGUGGGAAUACCCCCUGCUCCCCCUCUUCCUGGAGUGGGAAUACCCCCUGCUCCCCCUCUUCCUGGAGUAGGAAUACCCCCUGCCCCACCUCUUCCUGGAGUGGGAAUACCUCCUGCCCCUCCUCUACCAGGAAUGGGAAUACCCCCUCCCCCUCCUCUACCUGGAGUGGGAAUACCCCCUGCCCCUCCUCCUCCCGGUGUGGGAAUACCCCCUCCUCCUCCUCUUCCUGGUACGGGAAUACCCCCUCCUCCUCCUCUUCCUGGAGUGGGAAUACCUCCUCCUCCCCCUCUGCCUGGAGUGGGAAUACCUCCUCCCCCUCCUCUACCUGGAGUGGGAAUACCUCCUCCCCCUCCUCUGCCAGGUAUGGGGAUUCCACCUGCUCCAGGUCCCCCUCUCCCACCACCUGGGACAGGAAUCCCCCCACCACCGCCACCCCCUCUGCUUCCGGGAUCGGGUCCUCCACUCCCCCCCCAAGUCAGCAGUAGCACUUUAUCAGCACCACAGGUGUGUGGAUUUCUUCCUCCUCCAUUGCCAUCUGGAUUGUUUGGACUAGGGAUGAGUCAGGACAAAGGGAGUAGGAAGCAGCCAGUAGAGCCUUGUCGCCCAAUGAAGCCUCUUUAUUGGACAAGAAUCCAACUGCACAGUAGAAGAGACUCCAGUGCUUCACUUAUUUGGGAAAAAAUUGAAGAGCCAUCCAUAGAUUGUCAUGAAUUUGAGGAAUUAUUUUCUAAAACUGCUGUAAAGGAGAGAAAGAAACCUAUUUCUGACACUAUCUCAAAAACAAAGGCUAAACAAGUUGUCAAGUUAUUAAGCAACAAAAGAUCACAAGCAGUUGGAAUAUUAAUGUCUAGUCUUCAUUUAGACAUGAAAGACAUACAACAUGCUGUUGUGAACUUGGACAAUUCAGUGGUUGACCUGGAGACCCUUCAAGCUCUCUAUGAGAACAGAGCACAGUCAGAUGAACUGGAAAAAAUUGAAAAGCAUGGCCGGUCUUCCAAAGACAAGAAAAAUCCCAAGUCUCUGGACAAACCUGAACAGUUCCUGUAUGAGCUGUCGCUGAUCCCCAACUUUUCAGAGCGAGUCUUUUGCAUCCUGUUCCAAUCCACGUUUUCUGAAAGCAUUUGCUCCAUUCGUCGCAAACUGGAAUUACUGCAGAAGUUGUGUGAGACAUUAAAAAAUGGCCCAGGGGUUAUGCAGGUUCUGGGUUUGGUUCUAGCUUUUGGCAACUACAUGAAUAGUGGAAAUAACACUCGGGGACAGGCAGAUGGCUUUGGAUUAGACAUUCUUCCGAAGCUGAAAGAUGUCAAAAGCAGUGACAAUAGCAGAAGCCUUUUGUCUUACAUUGUUUCAUAUUAUCUUCGAAAUUUUGAUGAGGAUGCUGGGAAAGAGCAGUGUGUCUUUCCACUGCCAGAACCGCAGGACCUUUUCCAGGCCUCGCACAUGAAGUUUGAAGAUUUUCAAAAAGAUCUCAGAAAACUGAAGAAAGACUUGAAAGCCUGUGAAGUUGAAGCAGAGAAAGUGUACCAGGUCUCCUCAAAAGAGCACAUGCAGCCUUUCAAAGAAAACAUGGAACAAUUUAUUAUUCAAGCUAAAAUUGACCAAGAGGCAGAGGAGAAUUCAUUGGCAGAGACACAUAAAUGCUUUUUGGAGACUGUAGCCUAUUUCUUCAUGAAACCAAAACUUGGAGAGAAGGAGGUGUCCCCAAAUGUUUUCUUCAGUAUCUGGCAUGAAUUCAGCUCUGAUUUUAAAGACUUCUGGAAGAAAGAGAACAAACUUAUUCUACAAGAGCGAGUAAAAGAAGCCGAAGAGGUGUGUAGGCAGAAAAAGGGGAAAUCACUUUAUAAGAUAAAACCAAGACAUGACUCUGGAAUUAAAGCAAAGAUAAGCAUGAAAACCUGAACAAUGAAAAGCAGAGUGAAAAUGAGUCAUUGCAACGACUUUCACACAAUUCAGCUGACCCUGAGGGUGGGAAGAAAACUACAGCAAUUCUGAUCAUUUUUCUUCUUGGCCUCUUGCAUAAUCUUUGUGUUUUCUAGACAGUUCACUAAUUGUUGAAGUUUACUGUAUAUUCGUAUAAAAAUACAAAAACACUAGACCAGUGGAGAAUUUGACACCUUUUCUUUUUGUAAAAGUUUAUGGUAUUAUGGCGAUAGACCAAAACAGCAUGUAUAAGAGGCAGUAUCUGCACUAAUUCUGAACAUGCUAUAAACAUUAACCUAAAAUUUACUUUUGUGAGAAUAUUCCUUGUCAUGAUAAAGACAUUUUCCUUUCUACUGACAACCAGUACUCCACGUCACUGCAUUUAGAUACAUGGGUAAAAUGUUACUUCUAGUGAAUUGUUUCAAUUUCACAUCUACAUAUAAAUUUUCUAUUUCAAUUUAAGUACCAUUUAUAUAUCAUAAUCAGUUCUUUCCCAACUCUUGGGUUGCUCUCCAUAACUAUAUAUUUGUGAAAGAAGAUUAUCAUUUUCACAAGUCAGGUAAUGAAUAGAAAAAAAAAUACAGCAAAAGAACUCUUUCCUAUAAAUUAUUUAAUAUAGGCAGAAAUCAGAGUUUUAAGUGCAAAGAAACAGUAGUGGUUUUUCCCUGGUGUUGUUUUAUAGUCUUCCUACCCCCCUUCAGUGCUUCCAAUGUGUAUAUUACCAUUCUUCAAUGAAAUAAUAGGGCAUUUAACAAAGAUCGCUAUGUGCAAUACUGUUUUUAGUGUUUCUAUUUCAAUUUUUUUAGGAUGUUAAUUUUUAUGAAAAUAAAAUGAGUUAAUAAAAAAUAGUUAAUA